AUGUACGGUAGGCAAGAUGACGAUGAAGAGGGCGAGCCGCUGGAGCCCAACUGGCCCGAUGCCGUGUUUUCGUGGUGUAUGCGUCUUCAAGAGCGCACAGACAUCGCCAAGAUGGAGCAGGAUCGCACGACAACGAUCAGAUCACGCAUCGGCGGGAUCGCGGGAAGAUGGUUCCCCCUGCACGCAAAGCCGGAGAGUCGCACUCGCAACGAGCACGUCUUAACGCCCAGCGACCCCGCGGACGCGCGUGCAGCUCUGCGGCUCUCCAAGCGGUCCGUCUGCACAUUGUCCUUUCGUCGCCGCUCCGACGAGACCUCCGGCGAGGACGUGACGUGCAUCGGGUGCUCGCGCGGGGACGACGGGAGCGAGCUGGGGCAGUGCGAUGAGUGUCAGACGUGGUAUCACCUGCGCUGUGUCGGCUUCAAGACCAUCGGCGAGCUCGGGCGGGAGGAGGAUCCGUGGUACUGCGACCGCUGCCUCAACAUCCUGCCAGCCUUGCCGCUCCCCGAGCCGACCUUCGUACCCACGGACGACCGGCCGUCUGCUCCCAUCUCCCGACGCGACUCGCUUUUUCUCCGGAACCCGCUCUUGCUAGAGUCCCCGGCACCACAUUUGGAUAGCGACACAGGAGCGGGGACGCCGCGGACUCCGGUGCGAGGAGGCGAUGGGGACACCAGCAACGCCAACCGCACCUUCUCCACGCGCUCCUCUUGGGGCGACUCUUCACGCGCAGGACCAUCUACACCUGACUCGGAGUCGUCCGCGAAGGCCGUGCGGGUGUACCACACGCCCGGGCCAUUCGCACUAGAGCGCGACCAGCUUGACCCAGAGACGCCGUUCGACCCGACCACAAGUGCUCGCGUCUUCCCUACGGUCGUGCAAACUGCGUUGUGUCCAUCUUGA
Molecule: messenger RNA, 903 nt
Organism: Trametes versicolor FP-101664 SS1
Lineage: Eukaryota; Fungi; Basidiomycota; Agaricomycetes; Polyporales; Polyporaceae
Exons: 2
Coding region: 1-903 (300 amino acids)
Cellular component (GO): transcription factor TFIID complex
Source: RefSeq, a predicted model, not a curated record